AUUGCUAAUGGCUGUUAAAUGAGCACCAGCAUCCAAGUUGGUAGCAUCACAUGAUGAUUGACCUAAUAAUUUUUGCUUCAGUUGUAUUUGUCAAGAAUGUAAUGGAUACUUGUAGAUCUGUAGAUACCGAACUCAUCUUCUCUGUGAUUUAUACAUUUAGAUUCCUGAAGUCUCUCUUCAGGAAAAUGCUAACAGCUUAGAAUCUACAGAGGUACAACAGGAGACAUUAUUGUACUUGUUUCUUUUUCCUUUUGUGGACUUGAAGAAGGUAUCAAGAAACCUACAAGACCAGAACAGAGAAUACAAUUCAUCUGGUACCAGAACUAUGUACUUGGACAACAAAGAUGAUGGUGCAAUUACCAGAAACAUAGAUAUGGAAUUGGACUCCCACCACAUGGAUGUGCAUGGAGAUGGAGCAACAGAGCCAAUUUCUUACAAUGUCAGCAAACUGAAACUCUUGAAGGAGAUCAUGAUUGGUCAGGGAGCAUCACAUCAACCCUAUCCAAGAUUUGCACAAGAGCCAGACCAGUGUAUUACUCUGGAGAAAGAUUUCAGUCCUCUCGCUAUGCAACAGAGGUAUCGUUACAGUUUGCCAAAAUUCUUCAGUACAAGAUCAGAAGAUAACUGUUUUACAGAAAGGACUCCUCUGUUGAAAGCUUUCGCUAAAGGCAAUGGGUUAAGAUGUACAGAUGUUCACAAUACAGAUUUCAUCACAGAUGAUGACUCUUGGGAAAACAGUUCUGCUGAAUUUGAGCACAGGUCUCAGCCAGGAAGUGAAAUGACCAGCUUGUCCAGAUCUGCUUCCUGCUCAGAAAAAUGUGAAAUAUUGGACAAUUUUCAUGUCAAGUUCAAUUUAUCCAAGAUGAGAUGCUGCUUAAAACUCCUAAAGGUUUCGUGCCUUUUUAUCUUUGUAGUUAUAUGCUCUAUUUUGUUUAGUAUUCAUCCUGAAAACAGAACAUCUUGGCAGAUGCUGGCUGUUUCACCUGUGGACAUUUACACUGUGAACUUUAGCAGUUUCAGUGAUUCUGCUCUUUUAAAGGUAGAACUGGGAGGGCCCUUUGUAACCGAGCGACAACCAAAAGAUUAUAUUGUAGUUCAAAUUGGACAAAUAGAAGACUCCAGUCCUAACAGGAGACUUCAACAGCAAAUCUUAUAUAAUUGGACUCUUGCAUUAAAUCUGAAGAAAAAUGAGCAAGUUAUCGUGACUAGAAUCUUUGAGACAAUGAAUAGAAAAGAAACCUCCCUAAGAAUCCAGUCAUUUCUUCAAGAAUCAGAAAUCAUUCCUCUUUCUAUGACAUAUCAGUAUCUUCAUGCAAAUAUAGAAGCUCAAGUCACAAUAGCUUCAGUCAUUUUAGCAGGUGUUUAUGUUCUGAUCGUGUUUGAGAUUGUCCACAGGACAUUAGCUGCAAUGCUGGGAUCUUUGGCUGCCUUGGCUGCCUUAGCUGCAGUUGGUGAUAAACCGAGCCUGAUCAAAGUAGUGGCAUGGAUUGAUUUCGAAACUCUGGCACUAUUGUUUGGAAUGAUGCUUUUGGUUGCUAUCUUCUCUGAAACUGGGUUUUUUGAUUACUGUGCAGUAAAGGCUUAUAGACUUUCACGAGGUAAAGUGUGGGCCAUGAUUAUCAUUCUCUGUUUUUUUGCUGCAAUUCUAUCAGCCUUAUUGGACAACGUUACUACAGUGCUCCUCUUUACUCCAGUAACUAUAAGAUUAUGUGAGGUGCUCAAUCUUGAUCCCAGACAUGUUCUGAUUGCUGAAGUUAUCUUCACAAAUAUUGGCGGGGCUGCUACAGCUAUUGGGGAUCCUCCAAAUGUGAUUAUUGUUUCAAAUCAGGAACUCAGGAAGAUGGGAUUGGAUUUUGCUGCAUUUACGGGGCAUAUGUUUAUUGGAAUUUGUCUUGUACUUCUGGUUUCCUUUCCUUUUCUACGACUACUUUACUGGAACAAGAAACUCUAUAACAAAGAGCCAAGUGAGAUUGUUGAACUGAAACAUGAAAUCCAUGUUUGGAAGCUGACAGCCCAGAGAAUUAACCCGGCAAGCAGAGAAGAAACAGCUGUGAAGUGCCUCUUAAUGCAAAAAGUUAAAACUCUAGAGUUCUUGCUAAGGAAAAAGCUCAAAACUUUCCACAGACAAAUCUCACAAGAAGAUAAAAACUGGGAAACAAAUAUCCAGGAGCUCCAAAAAAAGCACAGAAUAACAGACAAGUUGCUUCUCAUCAAAUGCCUGAUGGUUUUAGGAAUUGUUAUUCUGAUGUACUUUCUCAAUUCAUUUGUUCCAGGAAUUCAUUUAGAUCUUGGAUGGAUUGCUAUGUUGGGAGCAGUGUGGCUUCUUGUGCUAGCCAACUUUCAUGAUUUUGAAAUGAUUCUGAACAGAGUGGAAUGGGCGACCCUCCUUUUCUUUGCAGCAUUAUUUGUUUUAAUGGAGGCUUUGGCUCAUCUUCAUUUAAUAGAAUACAUAGGAGAACAAACAGCUUUGUUGAUAAAGGUGGUCCCUGAAGAGCAACGCUUGACAGUUGCUAUUAUUUUAAUUCUGUGGGUCUCUGCAUUGGCAUCAUCUCUAAUUGAUAAUAUUCCAUUCACUGCUACAAUGAUUCCUGUACUUCUCAAUCUAAGUCAAGAUCCUGAAGUUAACUUACCUGUAAAACCAUUGAUCUUUGCAUUAGCCAUAGGUGCCUGUCUUGGAGGUAAUGGGACAUUGAUUGGAGCCUCUGCAAAUGUCGUUUGUGCAGGCAUUGCGGAACAGCAUGGCUAUGGCUUUUCUUUCAUGGAAUUUUUCAGGUUGGGAUUCCCCAUGACUGUCAUAUCCUGUACCAUUGGAAUGUGCUAUCUUCUUGUUGCUCAUGUUGUAUUGGGUUGGGCUUAAAUUUUAUAUGUUGAUUAUGUACUAUAUGAACAAAAUAUUCUCUCAAACCUUUUCAGUUUUUGUUAAAUCUUUUGAACAAUGAAAGAAAAGCAGAUUUUUUUUUAAAAAAAAUGUUCCAACUUGGCUUUCCAUCAUGUGCAAAAAAUCUAGUUUCUGAAUGAAAUCAAGCAUUGAUUUGGUAGGAAAAAAUUUAGUCUGUCUCAAGACUGAGAUAAAUAGAACCAUGUGGAAUGCAAGUCACCAUAAUUUUACUUAACUGGUGAUAGCUUUAUGAUUACCAUGUCAAACUCUGAAGGGUUUUGUACUAAUUUAUAUUGCAGUUGGAAAUAUUGUGGUCUGUAGAUGAAAUGGAACAUGAGAAAAGGAAGGAAGAGAUGCCACCUAGGAAACAAUUAGACAAGAGAGGCAGGAGAUCCCAAUGACUUAACAGCAGUAGUGAAAUCCAAUUUUUUUUUUACUACCUGUUCUGUGGGCAUGGCUUGGUGGGCAUGGUGUGGUUUAGUGGGUGUGGCUUGGUGGGCAUGGCGGGGGAAGGAUACUGCAACAUCUCCAUUCCCACCCCACUCCAGGAGAAGGAUACUGCAAAAUCCUCAUUCCCUCCCCACUCCAGGUGGAAAGGUAUUGCAAAAUCUCCGUUCCCACCCCAUUCUGGGGCCAGCCAGAGGUAGUAUUGGCCAGUUCUCUGAACUACCCAAAAUUUCUACACCCAGUUCUCCGAACUGCUCAAAAUUUCUGCUACCGGUUCUCCAGAACCUGUCAGAACCUGCUGGAUUUCACCCCUGCUUAAUGGUCAAGCUUACAAAGGACCUACACUAAUGGGUCAAGCAUUCAAAAGUGUUUGUGGGAAGUUUGCGCCUUCAGAUCUGCUAGAUUCUGUUAAUGUGGCAUUACAAUAAAGUAGUUAUAUUUCCUGUUUGAUUUACCCAGGAGGGCUGAUAGCACAGUGAAGAAAUUACCAUAUCAAAACUAGAUUAAAAUCCUUCCCUUUGAUAUGUCAAUUUGGGGUCUCCGGUUUAAAAAGGCACAGAUGAACAAAAGUCAUGUAUCCCUUUGGAUAAUGUGCUCUGGUUCUAAAUCAAUGUUCCUCAGAUGUGUUUCAGAUAUACUUCCUGAUAGUACUUAUGGCUAGGUGAAAUGUAUAAAGGAUAACUUUUCACAUCCCCCAAAUAAUGAUUUGGUAAGAUAAUUUGACUAACCAGACAUUUAAACAUUACCUUUUUAAAAAUAUGCUUGUGGGUAAUGAAGCUGAAUAAAUACUAGAUCUAUAUUUUCUGUAAAGAUCAUUAUGCAGUAAUAAUAAACCUUUCUGCAAUGGUUCACCCAAAACAUUCUCAAAGGAGGGAGAUUUAUUAAUUAACGCUCAAAUAAAUAUACAUAAUUUCAUGAUAAUCUAUAUUAAUUGAAGCAUGAAUGUACAUGGGAUUAUAUUUUCUCCUGAAAUUUUGGAUUGCUAAAUUUUGUGUGUAGUCAUGAGUAAAAAUCUUGCUAUUGCAGAUAUUUUCUGUUUUUCAUUUGGACUUUAUUUUGUCUUGGUGAUAUGUUUAGCAAUUUGUAGUGUAAACUGCUGAUAUUCACCUUAUGCUUACUGUGAUAAAUAUGUAAAUAGGGACACUUUGCAUAAUGAAAUUACUUCAUUGUUUUAAAAUGAACAAUGAUUUGAAAUUGAAUAAUUAUCCCUUUUAAUUUGGCUCAUAGUUUUCUACCAGUGUCAGAAGAAUUGUUAUUCGCUCAAAUGCAUAUGUAUAAACAAAAUGAGCUACAUUUUGGACAAUUAUCAUGGGUAUUUACCUAAGGCUAUAUGUAAACAGCUUAAUUUUAAUAUAUUUAGUAGUAAUGGAUUCAUGUUUGCUUAUUGUUGCUCUAGCUAAGCAGGACAGUUUAAGAAUAGGAAACUAAUUAGAAUAUUUUGAUGGAUCAAUAUAGAAGUGGAGGAUGACUUCUCCAUAGAUUGAAGCAGUGCAUCCAUUAUGCUCUCAUAUCUACUUUCCAAAUCUAGGAAGAGUUGCUAUCUUUUUGACCCUCUAUGAUUUGCUUUCUGACUGCCUGUUCCAUUUAAAAUGUGACUUGGCUUGUAAUCAGUACUAACUUCUCUAUGAUGUAAUAAAACAAUAUUGUAUUGUAAUAAGUACUUUUCCCCCAUAUGAAGAUUGUUCUUUGGAUUGGUUCUACUGACUCUUAUGAGCUAUUAUAGGUUCCUACCCACAUGGCACUAGAUUGAUGAUAAAUGUCUUACGAUAUCAAAGCACAAAUCCUUCAUCCUUUCUCAUGUACAUCACAGUGUCUCACAAAAGUCUGUAAUGGUGGCAGUGGUGGGAUUCCAGUAAUUUAACAACCGGUUCUCUGUCCUAAUGAUUUCUUCCAACAACCAGUUUGCCAAACUGCUCAGAAAGUUAACAACCGGUUCUCCCGAAGUGGUGUGAACUGGCUGAAUCCCACCACUGAAUGGUGGAUAUAGCAUUAUAAUGCUGCAAUGCAUAUAUCAUCUCUCUUUCUCUUACAAACACACACACACACACACACACACACACACACACACAC
Ahaetulla prasina is the source of this 5395-nucleotide messenger RNA. It is a transcript of the gene OCA2, whose product is annotated as OCA2 melanosomal transmembrane protein. The transcript is spliced from 24 exons. Bases 326 to 2857 code for a protein of 843 amino acids. NCBI's taxonomy places the organism in Eukaryota, Metazoa, Chordata, Lepidosauria, Squamata, Colubridae. The record is from RefSeq and is a predicted model, not a curated record. Gene Ontology annotation, cellular component: melanosome membrane. Gene Ontology annotation, biological process: melanin biosynthetic process; melanocyte differentiation; transmembrane transport.